Stegastes partitus (bicolor damselfish) is the source of this 1303-nucleotide messenger RNA. RefSeq names its product D-beta-hydroxybutyrate dehydrogenase, mitochondrial. NCBI's taxonomy places the organism in Eukaryota, Metazoa, Chordata, Actinopteri, Pomacentridae. Bases 170 to 1156 code for a protein of 328 amino acids. The record is from RefSeq and is a predicted model, not a curated record. Gene Ontology annotation, molecular function: oxidoreductase activity. Gene Ontology annotation, cellular component: intracellular membrane-bounded organelle. The transcript has 4 exons. Gene Ontology annotation, biological process: steroid metabolic process.
ACUUCACGUCUGAUUUCACUUUGUUUGAAGUCACAUGAAAACCUGAACCGUGUCUCCCACGUGGUGCUGCUCAGCCAAUCACAUCCCUCCGCACACUGUGGCUAUAAAAGACCGUUAUCAGGGUUUCCAUCGAUUUCUUGAGCCGCAGCAGCCUCCUGGGUCUCCCACCAUGAAUGGACUGUUGUUUGUGGGCCUGCUGGGCGUCCUGCUGCUCCUCCUCGUCCUCAAGCUGUUUUCCCGCCGCGGCGGCCACGUGCAGCUCGGCGGCGGCUUCGCGGUGCUCAUCACCGGAUGCGACUGCGGCUUCGGACACCAUCUGGCCCGAAGUCUGGACCAGCAGGGCGUCGUGGUGUUCGCCGGGUGUCUGAACCCGGACGGAGCCGGAGCUCAGAGUCUGGUCUCCCGGAGCUCCAGGAACCUGAAGGUCCUGAAGCUGGACGUGACCAGUGAUGAAGACGUGAGGAAGGCCAAGGCGGCGGUCCAGGAGAACCUGCCCCAGAAAGGACUGUGGGCGGUGGUGAACAACGCCGGGAUCUCGGACUGGGCCGAGAUCGAGUGGAGCUCCAUCGAAGAUUUCCGCAGCAUGGUGGACAUCAACCUGUUCGGCGCCAUCAGGACCUCCAUCGCGUUCCUCCCUCUGGUUCGCGCCGCCAAAGGUCGGAUGGUUUACGUGUCGAGCGUCUUCGCCUUCUUCAACUGCCUGAACAUGGCAGCGUACAGCGUCUCCAAGAGAGGCCUGGAGGCGUUCGCCGACUGCCUCAGGGUGGAAAUGGCCAGCUUUGACGUGAAGGUCAGCAUCAUCCAGCCGGGGAACUUCGGCCGAGCCACCAACAUCCUGAAGAUGAAGAGCGGCCUGGACAUCUGGGAGAAGCUGGACAGCGAGAGGAAGCAGACCUUCAACCAGCAGUACAUGGAGCUGGCCAGCGACUACUUCAUCUCCACCUGCAGGGCGGGUUUCAAAGACACCGACCUGGUCAUCAACGCCAUGCUGCACGCGCUCACCUCCACCCGGCCCAAGCCCCGCUACCUGCUGGUGUCGAUGACGGACAUGUUCUUCUUCAAGCUGUUCCCUUUUCUGCCCACCGUCGUCGCCGACUCGGUGUUUUCUCUCAGCUCCAUGUAUGCGACCAGAAAAGAGAUGCUGUACGCUCGGUAAGACGAAGCUGUUCCUGGACUCGAGGGCAGAGUUUUCACACCGUCGCCUUUUUUAAAAUUGUUUUCCAGCGUUUUAAUUCAACUUUUUAAUAAAAAUGUACAAAGACAGAUUUCUAUCGUCAGUGUAUUAAACAUAUAAACAAAGUGA